AUGAACACGAAGGGGUUAAAAAUGCCAGCAUGUAAUGUCUAUUGGCAGUUGCUUGGUGUUUGUAGCAAGACGCUGAAAGAAAGCAAUGAGUGCUGGCAAGAACUGGCCAACUGUCAAGCAAAGAUGAAAGACGAUUCCACUCCGGGAGGAGGCUAUGGUGGACAUUUUCUUCACACUGUCAACAUCUGCACACAGACAAAGAAAGGUUUUGCCAUGCCUUUGAGCCUCACCCUGCAGGAAAAUCUGCCACUUUGCUAUGUGUCUUACAUGGCCUUGCUCAGGCCAAAGUCUCCUGUCACUUUGAAUAAGUCUAGUCGAGGUUUCUUCAGUAACUUAACCUAUUUUCUGGCUGCUGGUGCUAUUAGUCUGGGAAUUGGAUUCUUCGCUUUGGCAUCUGCUUUGUGGUACCUGAUUUGCAAACGAAGAGAAAUAUUUGAAAGUUCCAAAUUUAAGGCAAUUGGUGAAAAGCUAAAGCAACGAUCAUGCAAACCAAAGCUUAAAGCUCACCCUCAGUGUGUUUUCAUUUCUCGGAACUUCCAUGCUGGCCAGUCAAAAUCACAGAUGGAGAAAACAGAAAAGGAAGAAGAAGAAAUAAGAGCUGUCAGAAGUCACUCUAAAGUUGAAGUCUGCCUCCUGGAUCCCAUCAGCCGUGAGUCCCCUGAAGUGACCUCAGUAGCAACAAAUGUCAGCAGUAUGACAACACUAACAUCAAUCUCUAGUUCUUACUGCAUCCAAAGCAUAGAGGCAGCUGACGACUGGUAUUCUGGUGAUUGUCUAGAAUCCAGGGAUCCCUCGAAGAACCCUUUACUCGGAGAGCCUCUAGCAGAGAAGGUGCUUGCAUACCUGUCAUCCAUUUCAUUGGAAGAGUGGCCUGGAAACAUGGUGGACGAGGCAUUUUGUAGAGGGGGAAAAACUGACAGCAUUAAGGAGAUGUUUGUACAAAAAGCAGAGGUUGGCAAACGCAACCUUCAAUUUGAUAUUGAGUGA
This is a messenger RNA of Apodemus sylvaticus (European woodmouse), 987 nucleotides long. RefSeq names its product chromosome 3 C1orf185 homolog (gene C3H1orf185). The record is from RefSeq and is a predicted model, not a curated record. The transcript has 7 exons. The coding region runs from base 1 to 987 and encodes 328 amino acids. NCBI's taxonomy places the organism in Eukaryota, Metazoa, Chordata, Mammalia, Rodentia, Muridae.